Messenger RNA from Trichoplusia ni (cabbage looper), 3084 nucleotides. Its product is annotated as tubulin glycylase 3A-like. The coding region runs from base 256 to 2880 and encodes 874 amino acids. Gene Ontology annotation, biological process: cilium assembly; cilium movement; protein polyglycylation. Lineage: Eukaryota; Metazoa; Arthropoda; Insecta; Lepidoptera; Noctuidae. The transcript is spliced from 10 exons. Gene Ontology annotation, cellular component: cilium. Gene Ontology annotation, molecular function: protein-glycine ligase activity, initiating. The record is from RefSeq and is a predicted model, not a curated record.
UAUGACGUUUAGACGUGAUGUAUUUUUUACUCUUUGGUUGUACCCUGUACGCCAUGAACAAAGAGAGGGUUUUAUUUUAUUAUUAGAUCAUGACAAAUAUCUAACGAAAUUGAAAUGUUAAAAUUAUAAAUUUACAGUUUUAUAGAUUGCAAAUAACAUCAGCUUUUCUAGUUUGACUUUUGCGUUUUUUUAACCUAGUUUUCUGAGAACCGACCUGGUUGAUAGAAGGAUUCAAGAGAGUCGCAAACAAGGCUCAUGGCUGUAACGAUGGAGCUUGAGGAGAGCGCGUCAGACUCGAAAUUACACAGAGACAGCACAGCUAAGAAGGAGCUCCGUCCAUCGAGUGCUGUGUCGUUCUCCAGGUCUGAACAUGGACCAGAGACAUCGAGUUCUUCUGAACAAUUGAAGCAAUACAAAAGUUGGGUAAGCAACGACAGAUGGAAUGAGCUGAAGAAAAUUGCGGACAGUGCAAUGAGGGACCACAAAGUGUUUAUGAUAAAGGGCGGAGGAUUCCCCGCGGUCCGCCGGGCACUUCUCGAAAGAGGUUGGAUUGAAAAAUACGAGUCCCAUAAGGUUCGCCACCCUCCUACAAACGUGGAUCCAAAGAAAAUGAAUGGCAGAGAACUCUCCAAAGUAGAAAGAAUGAUUUUAUUUAAAUUCAUGGAACACCAUUCCGUCGAUUUCCUCUGGACAACUAAGAGAGAUAAGUACGACUGGUUGCUGAGUAACAAGGACGUUAUGAUCAGCAGAUUUUGCAGAUCGGUUUUCACAACAAAAGAAGGUUUAACAACCUCCUUGACGCAAAUGCAUUGGUACACGGAACCCGGGGUGGCAUUAACCAAAUUCCCACGUUGUUACAACAUCCACAACUCGGAUAGCCUCGAGGAAUUUAUCGACGAUUUCAGAAUAACCGCCUGCAUCAGCGUACUUAAAUGGCUUUCAAAUAUGUUACAAACUCACACCGAGAUAAGUCUCAUUUCGGCUCACGGUAAAGUUCCGUUCAGUGCUAUAGAAUUUGCUCUAAGCAGACUGAGCGAAUACAUUGUGUUCCUCAGUCAUAAGGACAUCGAUGAUACUGAAGACCAGCCUCACAUUUGGGAACACGAAUGGGAUCAGUUCCUCACACAUCAUUAUCUAUUGGUUCACGAAAAAGCGAAAUUCUUCGAAGACAAAACAUCAAACCUACGGCAAUUGGAAAGAAAAGCUUCUAAAAUCUUAGCGAUUAUGGCGAAAUACUGGCCUCAAGUAGAUAUCGACGGUGUUUUAAACAUAUGGAUCGUAAAGCCUGGAAACAAGUGCCGCGGUCGAGGCAUUCAGCUCAUGAAUAACAUAAAGGACAUAAUAGGCCUUAUCAACAUACCUGCUCAGAAAACUAGAUACGUCGUGCAGAAAUAUAUCGAAAAUCCACUAGUAAUUUACAAUACAAAGUUCGACAUACGUCAAUGGUUUUUAAUAACUAACUGUCAACCGUUAACGAUCUGGAUUUACAAAGAUAGCUACCUCAGAUUUAGUUCACAGAUAUUUAGUUUAUCGAACUAUCAUGAAUCUGUCCACCUGACGAAUAAUGCAGUCCAAACGAAAUAUAAAAAUACUGGUGAGCGUGACAAAGCUCUGCCAGAUGAAAAUAUGUGGGACUGUCACACGUUUAAGGCGUAUCUCAGACAGAUAGGAAAAUAUGAAUUGUGGGACACGAAAAUCUAUCCUGGGAUUAAACAAUCUUUAAUAGGCGCCAUGUUAGCGUGCCAAGAAACUAUGGAUAAAAGGCAGAACAGCUUUGAACUCUACGGAGCUGAUUUCAUGCUAACUGACGAUUUUACCCCGUGGCUUAUUGAAAUCAACUCCAGUCCUGACCUAGCGCCCACAACAUCGGUGACAGCGCGACUAUGCCCUCAAUGUCUAGAGGAUGUUAUUAAAGUGGUUCUCGAUCGGCGAUACUCACCCGAUGCUGAUACGGGAACUUUCGAACUGGCCUACAGACAAGUAAUCCCUAAAGCACCUGCGUAUCUAGGGUUAUCUUUGUGUAUAAACGGCAAGCGAGUUGUAAAGAAAUUCAAGGAGCGUAAACACGAAAUUAAAAAUGUAACACCUAUACCACCCCGCGUCCCCUCGGGCGACGCUAUUAUUGACCACGAUCAGCCGGUGCCAGCAGAAUACAGCGGCCCAAUAAUAACAGAUUUCCUCACCUGGCUAAACCCGUACGAUGCUCUACCAACCAACAAGGAUGGCAUUGUAUUGGGUCCCAAAGAUUCACUUACGGUACGCCAAGCCAUCACAGUGGUAAAAUCAAGCUUAUCGUUAAAAAGCGGACCCAAAAAACGUAAAACAUCCGGAAUUUCUUCUAGGACUCAUCGAGGAAGGCGAGAAAGAAAUAUCGAUUGUAAGCGACGAAUCGUCCCUCACUCAUGCUGUCGACCAGAUGACGGUCAACUCGCUAGUCAGAAUAGUAAAUACCGGACCGAGUCUGCGAGCAAAGCCGAGAAGACCAAGGUCGACAGGUCGGUCGGUAAUAAACGUUGUUAUAUUGACCCCAUCGAAUGGGAGCGAGAAACCGCUAGCAUUCUCCGCUCAACUAUAUCUGUUCAGAAUAAAGUAGUGAGCAGACCCGAACCUGCUUUACCAAUCCGACAGACAAACUCCAGUUUAGUAAGUUCGUGUCGGAAAACAGUAGAGAACCAACGUCGAAAGAGCCUGGACGACUCUGAUCCUAUAAAGAAACUUAGCGCCAUAGGGACGAGUAUUUGCAAAUUACAGGGUGAUAACAGAGGCAAAAAUAAAUCUAUAUCGUUUUCGAAAAGUUGCACAUCGAUUUAUGCCCCUUAUAGGGUCGUUGUUACGCCUUUAAAUGACGAAUCUUCAAAUUCUUUCUUGAAAAGAAAGUAACUGUGUUCAAUUAGUAGGAAACUUAUUUAAAAUUGUUCAUGUUUAAAAUUAUAAUGGAUAGUUUAAGAUGUAAAAACUAUGAGACUUCAAAUGUUAUGUCGAAUUUCCACAUUUGUAAUUGUUGAAAUUACACUAUUUUUCGCAUUUGACUGUUAAUGCCUUCAAAUUCUAUAUUAUAAAAUAUAUUAUUGGAAAAGAAACAUG